UAAGACGUCCAUGAGUGGCCAAGGAGAAUCAAACCCAUGGUAAAAAUUCUAACCGAAACCUCUUUACCACUAGGCUAAGACCACUUGGUUGAAUUCGAAUAAUGUCUUCCCUUCGAUUUCUUCAUAUAUGAUAUGCGGUGUUAAAAAAAGGUGCAAAACAAAUUGUUUAGUAAUCUAAGCGAUUUGUUGAUAGAGUUUGAAAAUGAUGACAUGGUGUUAGAGAGAUUUAGGGUUGAAGAAGAUAAUUAAUAUUUGAUUGAUUAUGCUUGAAUGAGUUAAACGCUUACAAGUAGUGUUUGCACAAACCGACUCUUAACCAAUAUAAUGGUUUAUUUAACCAAACUGAAAUGGACUUAACCAAACUAAAAUGAAUAAUUAACAAUUUGUAUAUCUCUUCAAAUUAAACAGUCAUAGUGAUAACAAGUUCGGUAUAAACCUUUAACCUAACAUAUGCAGAACUAUGUUGUAUAUGUUUCUAAAAGAUAAGACCGGUCAUGAGAUUUUGAAGAUUAUAGACGAUUUACUAAAGAUUUUUAAAAAGAUUGGAAACCUAUAUCUAUAUAAUUUUCGUCAAAAAAUUUAGAGAUUUGAAUCGAAUGUUCCAUCUGGCUUUGCUCAAGACCAGCAUUGAUGAGAGCACAACUUAACCUCGAGAGAUUUUGUAAAUUGCAAAGCUUUCAAAAAACGUCCCCAUUUUGGUCAUAAUAAACGACAGCGUUUUGUGCACGAUGCUCUGGGUGUUUUUUUUUUUUUUGGUUUUCAAGUCUUAACCCGAAUUAAUCGAAUUGACCGAAAAACCGAAUCGAAAAUACGAUAUAGCUCGGUUCCAAUACGGUAUUUGCAAAAACCAAUAGAGAACCGGAAAUGCAUUCACUCCGACCGGAUUCUUUUUCUUGUUUUUGUUUAUGUUUGACUUGGCGUUGUGAUGACGCCCCCCUCUGCGUGAAAGUGAAGCUUCGCUCGAUUAACUCACCUAUAUAUAUACAAGUUAUUUAAACUUUCUUCUGAUUCCUACAACUUUCGAUCAACCAGUUAGUUCCUCUAUACUCGCCAGAUUAAUCAAUCGGUAAAUCGCUUUUGUCCCCUAAUCUUCUAUUUCUUUUAAUGAGUUUACUGGUUACAUAUAGUUUUGUCAUAUUUGUAGUUUUCGGUAAGAAAAACUGUAGGCAGAACAGAACAUGUCUACUGAGUUGUGUCUGGAGAGGUCUUUGUUUGGCGGCGCUAUUACCAGCGCCUUCCCUCAAAGAUUCCAGGAUGCGAGUAAUAUCAGACAAGUUCCAGAUCAUCAGGAAGUGUUUGUGGAUCCUUCAAGAGAUGAGAGUUUGAUAUUCGAGCUUUUAGAUUUCAAGAGCGACGUUGGGGACAACGGUAGUGCUUCUUGGUUUCUUCAGGAUCUUGCUCGUGAGCAAGACGCAGAAGCAUUCAAGUUGGUUGAGCAAUCACAAGUCAUUGAAGCUCCUGGAAUCUCCUUCAGAAACAUCCCUGCCGUUGUCACAUCUGCUGUUGGAGAGAUGGCUAUAUCCAAAGGAAGACAGGGAAGAGAAGCACAAAACUUAGUGAGGGUAUAUGUGGCGAAUCUUCGUCUCAAGGGAGUUGAAACAGAUGUCUUAGUGACUGCGUAUGAACCUAUUCUCAUCAACCCGCUGAGCGAAAGUGCGAAUGCUGUGGGAUCUGGUUUAGCUGUGCCAGCUUCACAAUCUGGAGUUUUGCCGAUGUGUGAUGUCAUUAAACAUGCAGUCUCUACGUUCAGAGUCAAUGACUGGAGUCUUUUCGGUUCCUCUGCUUGAGUCCAUGCUUCAUCAGUAAAACGAAACAGUGCAAAUCUGCCAACUGGUGUUAUGUGGUUUCUUAAUGUUGAAGUUCAUUAGUUUGUGUUGCGUUUGGAUAGCUUGGCCUCCUGCAGUUUUUAAGCCCAAAAAAUUAAUCUUUAUUGAUGAGUUUUUCCAAAUCCAUCUACAUCUACUAUACCGAGAAACAGAAGUCCAUAAAAUUAUCCACUGAAUAAAUAAGUCCAAUUAUUAUUACAAAAAAAAAGACAGAAUUAGAUAUAAUUCAGUCGAAGAAUCUUGUAUUAAGUUCCAUCACGCCCCUUAUAGGAAAAAGCCUUUUGUUUUGGUUUCAGUUCUCUAUCUAAUCAAGUGACGUCUUGUCGAACAAAUGGGAGUCGAUAAUCAAGAAGCAGAUCACAAUUCACAAGGCUCUAUUCUAGUCACUAAUCUAUAAAAACAAAAACUAUACUAUGAUUAUCCAAUAACUACAUCAUAUCACGUAUCGAUUUUUUUCUUAAACAAUCUUUGGGUUGAAAUGAAAUGUAGUCCUAUCGUUAUUCGCCAAGAUAAGUAACAGCGAAUCAAAAUACAAAAGCUUAAUAAACAGACAAAAGCUGAACUUGUGCAACCAACUAAUUUUCGUAGAUAGUGAGACUCGAUCGUUUCUUGACAUAGACUUACUGAACUUAUGAAUCUCUUACGUUUGGAGAGCCCACUAGACCCACACACCCUUCAUACAUCAACAUAUACUUUUUUUGUUAUAUCAUAAAAUAUUACGUAUACGUUUAUUGGCACGCAUUCUACAGAACUUGUCCGAAUGACUUCUCUCACAAAAGAAGUAGAGAAUGCUCUAAAUGAGGAUGACAUUAGCCCUUUGCGAAACGAGAGAGAAUACGGACGUCGGAGAGAGACGUGGCAUUGUCAGCCUAGCUCUCCACCAAAUCCACCAUGGACCUCUUUUCCCGUUUCCACUAAACUUGUCUCUCGUACAUUUCAGAUUUUUGAUAAUACGUACCAAAAAGCCGUAUUUAUUAGCACUAUAUUUCAACUUACACAACCUUUUAUAUAUAUAUAUACAUAUAUAUGGUUACAUUAUGUGUUUUUAUGGAGAUACACGUUGACGUCGAGGGGGGAAAAGGAUUUGCCGACACGGAUAUUGUUGAUAGGCAUCUAAGUGGUGUGUGUGACCACCAACUUUUAUAAAACUAAAUAAGUAAAAAAUACGUUACGCUCGAGUAAGCGUCGGCAUUUUACCUAGACCUGAAAAUUCUAAUCACAACCGAUCCAAAAAUAUCAGAUCUGAAAUCGAACAAAAAGUUAAUAAACACCUAGCUGGGUUCAAAAUUUCUCUACUCGAAAUAAUCAAACGAUUCGAAUAACUCGUUUAUGAAAAGAACUGAUCCGAAUAGACUUGAUCCAAUAAGAAUGAUUUAUGUUCGAUUCAAAAAUAAGAAUAUCCAAAACUAUGACUUCAUCUGUUUUAUUUUAUAUUUUUUUAUUUUAUGAUUGAACUGUAAUGUCUUUUUGUUAUUAUUUUAUAACAUUUUCAAGUAUUAUAAAACUUUAAAUGUCUAGUUUAUAGUUUAAGAUGUUUAUUUUAAUUAAUACUAGUUUAUUUUGUAAAAUUUCAAAUAAUUUUGACGAAUUCAGAAAAAAAUUGUUGGAGUUCAGAUAUUUUAGUUUUUUCCGGUCUUGGAUACUCGAACCAACCUGGAUCCACUAUGAACUCAAAAGCUACAGAUUAUUUUGUUAUAGAUCUGAAGUUAUCCAAAUCCAAAAAUAACUGGCUCAAACCUGAACCCAAAGCUUACCUAAUUAAAUUUAAAUGUUUAGGAUCCAAAACAGCCAGAAAAACAAAAACCAUCCGAACCUGACCUGAAGGCCAAAUUCCCAGGCCUAUUGCUUGGAGAUGAAAGAGAGAUGGAGAGAGAUAACGACAGAUAGAAACUUGGGGAUUCAUCAAAAUCAUUUCGUGGUAUUUCUUGUAAUUCUCUACAAUAUUUUCCCGAGGGGUAUUGACGAAAUAUGAAACUUAUAACUUUAAUUUGUUAAAAAAAAUAUUUUUUACAUUUUACUUUAGUCAUGUAAACACAAUGAAGAAAACGUACCCUUGGCAGCUCUUGUCCCCUUCAAUUGCGUGUGUAUAUAUAUAUAUAUAUAUUUUUUUUUUUUUAUUCAACCGAGCAAAAGGGUAAUUGCCACAAGAAGAAAAGUUAGACAACCUUAAAUAUUGAUAUAGUUUUUUCUUACCCUAAAUUUACUGAAAUCUUUUAAGUUUAUUUCUUAGAUCAACUCAAUAUAACGUCAUUUCAUAUGGAUCAAAUCUAUAAAAAGUAUUAGUUUGUCGUUUGAAUAAAAAUUAAGCAACGGCACUAUAUAGCAGUAACCACAUUAACGUCAAGACUCAACAGGCCGACCUUGGUUCGUUUUGGAAUAAAGUUUUGUAACAGAUUGCUAAUUUUCAGUGAAGGAUAUUUUAGGUCGAAAAGGACUACGAUAUAACUUAAGAAACAUGAUGUGAUAUUUCCUAUUUUCAUAUAUACUUAAAUAAACAAGAUUGCAGCGAUUUUAACAAAAAAAAAUCACGUAAAUAUAUCUUUGUUGUUUUUUCAUAUAUUUGUAUGAAAAGAAGCAAGUAGAGUGAGUUAAUGCUCAUCGUGUCAGAUAUACGCAUAAAUUACGUGUAUCUGUAUUUGUAAACUUCAGUUUGAGUGAGUUAUUAUUUUUUUCCUCUGAAACUUAGAAUGAGUUGUUAUUAGUACUACUUAACAAUAACGACUUCCCUGGAAAGUAAGCACGUCACAAUUAUAAAGUAAACUAAACCUGUCGAAAACUUAUAAAGCAGAAGACAUAUAUACCAUACCAAUGUUAAAAUAAUAGUCAUUGUUUUGUUUUAUCAUCUAUUAGGAAAGAUAGUACGAGAUCAUAUAUACCAGUCAAUAUAGAUCUGAUACAGAUAAAGAGUCAGUAAUAGAUUAUAUAAAAUUAACCUUAAUAACGCCCAACAUUCCAGUCAAUAUUUUUUACUCGAAAUGAGAUGAAAAAAAAAACUAAAAAAGUCAAGGCCGUGUCGGUUGCUCUACCGAUUGACCCUGAGAAGCUCUUAAGGGAUGACCAGGUCCUAUGUUUGAGUCCUAUCUAUCAGAUGCGUAAGUGGAUUGAUUUAUCUGUUUCGAUUGUUAGUCCAAAAAGACAAGGACCGAAGGUCCAUAAUUCUUCAGUAACAAAAAAUAACUGUAGGAAUUAUAGAAGAGAAGGUGAGGCAUCGGUAUCAGACGUUCAUGGUGUCAGAUGAGGUACAGUGUUUAUAUAUAUACAAACAUACGCAUCACUCUUGCUUUUGGAAUCUUUUACAUGUACGUAUGCAUGCUGUAUGCAAUAUCGUACAAGCUCAUCAUGUGCUUGUAUAAAGUUACACAUCUAAAAUGAUAUAAGGUUAUGUAUCAUGUGUGAUAUUAAUGUAGCUGUAUAGAUAAUAGAACUAAUGCAUAUUCACACAUUGUUUUUUUUUUUAACUUUUAAUUUGAUGGUACCGGUAGAGCCAACAAUUUAUAUCAGAAACAAAAAACUUUAAAAUAUAGUACUAAACAAACUAUCAAGAAAAUUAAUGUUAUACUAAAUAAGCUAUAGUUCCAAGCGAAAUUGAAAUUUACACAUAAGCUUUAAUAGUAGAUUGACAGUUGUAGAAUAAAACAAGAGUAGAGACAGAGCUACGAAGAGAGGGGUAUACAUGUAAAGGUGUUAGACAUGAAUAAUGUAUAAGUAUAGAUAUUAGAUAGAUAGGGUCCAAACACACAAACAAUGAAUGAUGAAUGCUAGGGUUCCGGAUGCAACGUGAUUAUGUCGCAAGCCGUAGUGACAGUUCAUGAGAGGACAACUUUUAUGUUUUUUUUUUUUUUUGGUCUAAUACAACUUUUAUGUUGUUUUUUCCUCUCUCAUUUUUUUCUUUUUCUUCGCAAUUAUUUGUAGCACCAUAACUAAAUUGCUCCAAUCUCAUUUCCCACCAAUAUUUACACCACAUCAGUCUCUACGUAAUAACAUCAAAUUAUUCUGAAAAUUGACACAAUUAGAUAGGUUUAAGCAUGUGAGUGUAUAAAAGACUGUAAUUAUUUGAACAGAACAUCCUAAUAUUUUUAUAUAGGACACCGACAUUUUAAGUUUAUGAAAUUUACUUAAUGAUUUAACUUUAAAUGGCACAUAAAAUUUAAAAUAUCAUCUCUAGCUAGUGAAAUAUAAAUUAUUAAGGUGAUGAUCAUUAGCAAAGAAAAAGCCACCUUUUCGAAUUGGAAGAGUCUUUAUCUUUUUUUGUGUGUCAAUCAUUUGCUGAAGAUAUUACAAAUCGCAUGAAACUUUCUUUCAUAUUUCAAACUAGUCAAAUAAUAGCGAGUGAUCCCUUGCAAACAAAGCUUCCAUGAUAUGUAUAUAUUUGGAAGUUAAAAGACACAAAUGCUGGCAAAGCUGGUAUCAUUCAUUGCUUUCUUCCUCGAAUUAAUUUCACUUUAAGACACAAUGACACCACUCGUCUUCAUCUUAUUGGUACACCAUCAAUAAUAUUCAUGCCUCAUACGUUCAUUUUCUUUCAUAUCUCAAACUAGUCAAAUACUAGCGACUGAUCCCUUGCAAACAAAGCUGCCAUGAUAUGUUCAUGCCUAUAUGUUCACAACAUAAUUUACAAUCCCUAUACACCGUCGUAUUGUUCAUUUGUUUAUCCCUAAUGCACGGUAAAGUACGCCUUGUAUAAAUAAUAUCACAUGAUUCUUUAGAUAUCAGCGCCUAAUUAUGCAAGAUCACUAAAUGGUUGAGCAAAUCUAAAAUAAGAAUGAACUAUUAUACAAAAUGAAGAUUUAGAUAACAAGCAUUAAGAACCAUCUUUAACCAUAUAUGACCAAUACAAAACUGUUACUCAUUUAAAAUACUAAUCAACCAUGGUACGUAGUCACUAAAAUUAGUAAGCUUUGAUUUGGAACUUAGAUGAUGAAGAGUCUGCUACAUUGGAUCACAUGGUUAUCCUCCACCUCCCAAUAAAUAGCAAGCAUCAACAAUAAGGGAUUACACAUUGAAAUAUAAAAGUUUGUGGAUGAUCUCCGAAGACUAGACGAAACCAAGUAGUUGUAAUAUUGCAAUUAUAACUAUUAAUAAUGCAUUGAUUGUGUCAAACAUAAUAUUUGCUUUUUAUAUAUUUGUUAUAAGAACUAAUUAUAUUUUUGAAAAGUUGAACGACUAAAGAAAGUGGCAGAGGAAAAAGGCAAAAGGAGAACAGGAGAGAAAACGACGGCCAUGGUAGGAACUAAGGUUAGUUACAAAGAAAAGGAUUUUGGGGAGACAAAUUUUGUUGUGAUUUCGCCAACAACAAAUCUUUUCUUUUCUUUUGAAGUUAAUUGCAUGAUGGUUUUUAGUUUAAGACUAUUCGUUUUAACUGUUAAUUGCAUAAUUGUAUGAUUAGUCGUUCUCUUAAAUAUAUUUUAUAUUUUUGUCAGAAAAGUCUGGAUCUUCGAUUCACAAUUUUACACUUAAUUGAAUAAGUUUUUAAGUUUAAGACUAUUCGUUUAACAUCAUCAACGACAUAUUAUUGGAAAUCUGAAACCAGUAUCAUACGUUGGAUUCAUCAUCCGUAAAUUAUCAUGUGUACCUAUCUCAUUGGACUUGAAAUAUGUAGUGUUAUACUUAUAUGUUAUGUAGGGGGGAAAGUGGAAGGGACUAUGGGAAAGCAAAAAUAAAAGUUCUGGGGUAAAUAUAAAGAAAAUCUAAAGUGAGGCAGAGAAAAUAAAAUAAAGAAAAAGAAAGAGGAAAGAGGCAGAAGUGGAUCUGCAAAGGCAGUGAGACAAUCAUUGCUGGUGAAUGUGGAUGGGAGCCCACUUUUUCUUUUAAUUAUUUCCAUUUUAAUACACAAAUAUUUGUUUUUUAUUUCUUAUUUCUUUUUUCCAUUGUGCAUUAUAUACUCAAGUGUAUACCUUCUGUAUCCGCGAAUGAGUUGGAAACUGGAAAUAAGGCCAAGUAAAACUAUUUUUUAUGAAAAUCCUGUGAAUUAUCUGUGAAAAUCGCUAAAUAUUUAAUUUAUUUAUAUCUUCGAAUUAUUACUUGGAAAAUAAAUGUAUUUUCCUUCUAUUAGUUUACCAUCUUAUGUUUAAUUAGAAUUUGUUUAACAAAAACCGUAUCCGAAAGAUUAAUGUGUUUUAGAAAAAAUAUUUCAAAACAUGCUUUUUAUAUUUUCUUUGUAUUUUUACUACCUAAAAAUUAUAAAUUUUUGUCAAAAGAAAAUCUUAAAUCAAGUAUACAUCAAUUGAGAAACUAACAGAACUGUAACAUUUUAAACAAUGAACAAUGAAACGUGUUAUAUUCAUUCGACACUAACACAUCAAAUUCAGAUUUGUUUUAUAACUAAUGAAGUAAAAUUAGGGAGAACUCUAAUUUUAUCAUAAAUUCAAUAAUACUUUUAAAAUUUACCUUUAAAAAAUAAUUAUUUUCGUAAAUAUCAUUAAUUUAUGUAAAAAUGACUAAAUUGACUCUUUUAAAUCAUUUAUAAAUGUUUAAUAAUCUUAUAAACUUAAUUUCAUCUCUUAAAUACUAAAUCAUAAAAAGUAAUUAACAAUUUUCUAACUUAAAUGUUAAAAUAUUUUUGAUACAAAGUUUUUUUGAAUAUUGAUAGCUAAAUUAUGAUAUUUUAGAACAAUUUCUUUUAAACAAGUGUAUUUAUACAAUUUUGCAAACUGAGAGUAAGAAAUGCUAGCAAUCCUUUAGACCGUUUUUGUUACGUGACGGUAAUGUUUUGAAAUAGGGUUCGUGAUUGAUGGUAAAAUAUAUUCAAUCAAAAGAUGAAAAAAAAGCAGAAAUAUUUUUCAAAAAAAAAAGCAGAAAUAAAUGAAAUUUUGAGAAAGAUUAAUAAUUUGACUUGACUAGAUGUGGGAUCCAAUGAAGCUAUGGUCACUGUCUUUAGAGAGUGAAUGAUGCAGAGGACACGCACGUGGAGUCUGUUUCAACCCCACUGUCUAUCUCCUAUUUAUUUCCUUAUUUUCUCUCAUUUCUUCUUCUUACUAUUUUUAUUUUACUACCUAAAAGUAUUUUACAGAUUGAUUGAUUUAUUAUAAAACCUAAACCCUGAUCAUUCUGAAAUGUCCCACGAGACUAUUAAACUAAUCUUGUCAUCCUUACAUUUAUAUCAUCACAUGUUAAUAUAUUUAAUAUGCAAAUAAUAGUGGCAGAUUGACUAGUCCGACCUUAAUACCGUUUGAAGGAUAAAAUGUGUUAAAUAUACCCGACUUUAAUAGUUUAGAGUUGAUCAUGAGCUUACUAGAAUGUUUGCGGUCGAAAAGUGGUUGUUAAAAAUGUUACAAUGAAAUAAAUGUUGACUAGUCUUAAUACUGUGAUUUCUAAGUGAUAUAUUUUCUUUGAUUUAACUAAUUAGCUGAUGUAACUCAUUAACUGUUUUAGCAAAGAAAAAAAAUCAUUAACUCAAUUACAAAAUAAAAAAAAAUUGUACAGUACUAAUUAAUAUCAUAACAUAAUCUAGUUGUCCACUUUUUCAAAAACUAAAUUUAAAGGGUAAUCUAAACUCCCAUGGAGAUUUUAUGUAAACAAAAGGCCAGUAUAGUAUACAUAUGAAGUUAUGAACUGUCUAUAUGUUGAAUAAUCAUCACAUAAGAAAGGAAUCUUCUUCGCCCCUACUUAUAAAAUUUCACUAAAAUAAUUUUCUAAAUAUAGUGCUACAUCUUUUAACGACAAUUGUAUGUCAGUGAGAUAAAACCAAUGGUGGAAACAAAGCAGAAGCAACGCAAAAUUGCUUAUAUAUUAUAAUAGAUUAAUAGCUCUAUAUUUGGUUUUAGUUUUGAGUAUAACUAUAUGGUUUUGUAGAUAAUAAACUCGAAAGUCACUCAAGAGACGCAUACAUAAAAAAUAAAAACUAUGUUUCAUAAAAAAAAAAGCAGUUAAUUCAAUCAUGUGGAUCUCGUGUUACCAUAGAGCCAUGGAUUAAUCACUGUCAAUAAUAAUUCCAUCUAUUUAUUAUUUUCUGUUGACACGUACGUACAAAAUAUCGUCUAUGUUAACUUUUGAGUUCUUUGUUCUGAAUCGCAAAAAAAAAUCGCUAGCUGUGGAAUUAAUUUCGCGAUCGAUUAAAAGUUAACAGCAACGACAAAAACUGACGUAGCAUUUUUAUUUAU
Molecule: messenger RNA, 9925 nt
Organism: Brassica rapa (field mustard)
Lineage: Eukaryota; Viridiplantae; Streptophyta; Magnoliopsida; Brassicales; Brassicaceae
Product: ran guanine nucleotide release factor
Biological process (GO): protein import into nucleus
Cellular component (GO): nucleus
Molecular function (GO): guanyl-nucleotide exchange factor activity; small GTPase binding
Source: RefSeq, a predicted model, not a curated record